Rhizophagus irregularis DAOM 181602=DAOM 197198 is the source of this 1644-nucleotide messenger RNA. The record is from RefSeq and is a predicted model, not a curated record. Lineage: Eukaryota; Fungi; Glomeromycota; Glomeromycetes; Glomerales; Glomeraceae.
CAUUCCGACUCGAAUUAUAAUUCGGUCGAAUACAAUUCCUAUUCAGCCAAAAAGUCCAGUAAUGAUUAGGCCGAACAUUCAACAGACAAGUCCACAAGGUCAAAUGUGCAAUCCUAUUCAGCAGGCGGGUUCAAUGUAUCCUAUUCAGCAGGCGGGUUCAAUGUAUCCUAUUCAGCAGGCGGGCUCAAUGUAUCCUAUUCAACAGACAGGUCCAAUGAUUCCCAUUCAGCCGACAAGUCGAAUGUUUUCCACUCAGCAGACAAAUCAAAUGUUUCCCACUCAGCAAACAAAUCAAACGUAUCCUAUUCAACAGAACAGCCAAAUGUUUCCCAUUCAAUCGACAAAUACAAUGUUCUCCAAUAAGCCGACGGGUUCAAUGAAUUCCAUUCAGUCGACAGGUCCGACGAUUCCUAUGCAGUCAACGAUUCCUAACCAGUCAACAAUUCCUAACAAGUCAACGAUUCCUAACCGGUCAACGAUUCCUAACCAGUCAACGAUUCCUAUGCAGUCAACGACUCCUAAUCAGUCAACGAUUCCAAUGACACCUUUAGUCACUACAGCGACACGAAGAAACAAUAUAGUGUUACCACCACCAGAACCAACGACUUCAUAUCCUGAUUAUUCAAAGCCUGCGAGAGCUCCACCAAGAAAGUGGUUUGCGCCACCUGUCUUACCAUUUCGACCUACGUUCAGUGCACCAUUGGAUGAACCCAUGCAUACUACAAAUUCGGAGAAACAAAUGAAUUCGGAUAUUAACAAUCAAUCAAAGAACCCUGAUGCAGAUAAUGUAGCCGUCAAUCCUGAUAACAAUAAUACUGUGAGUCCUGAAAAUUCAGUGAGAACAAACCAGCAAGAAGAUUUGAGUGAAAAUCCCACCAGCGAAAUGAUUAUAACAAAAGAGAAAAAUACUACAUCUGUAACUAUAGAAGAACCUCAAGAUGAACAAGCAAAAGAGCAAUCGCAAAGUUCAUCAUCGAGCGAUUCUUCCUCUUCUUCCUCGUCUGAGGAGGAAGAAAUAUCCUCAUCAUUGGCAAGAACAAAAGCUAAAAGGAAAGAAAUUUCAUCUGCAACGACAUCGACAUCAUCAUCUGAGUCAGAAACCAUUCAAAUAACAGUUAAAAAAAAUAAAAGCAAGAAGGAAGUUACUAUUUCUAAGGACGCAAUCAACAAGAAAAGAUCCCGAGAACGUCAACGAGAAAGAGAAGCGGCUAUAGCCGCAUCUUCACGGAAGAAAUUUAGAAAGGAAAGUCGUAAAAGGUCACCCAGUAGUAGUAGUAGUAGUUCUUCAGAUGAGGAUUCGAUCGCUCCUCGAAGAUCUCGUCCAAUUAAUGAUAGGAGACGCUAUCCAAAGCCUCCAACGAAACGAAUCACCCGUAAUGCUGCUCGUGAAGCAGCAAAUGCGCCUGCUAAAGAUCCUAAAGAGAAGAAAAAGUGGGUGAGACGUAGAUAAGCUUGAAAUUGUUAAUUGGUAAAAAUUAUGUAUAUAGUUAGUUUAGAAGUGAUGCGAUGCCUGAUGGUUGCACAAAUUUUAUAUGUAAAAUAAGAUUUAAAUAUUAUAUAAUUAAUUUCUAUGUUAAAACAUAAAACAUUAAUUUUUUUUUAUAAAAAAAAAUUUUUUAGUUAUAGUUAAAAAGCGAGUUUGUU